Molecule: messenger RNA, 3753 nt
Organism: Aethina tumida (small hive beetle)
Lineage: Eukaryota; Metazoa; Arthropoda; Insecta; Coleoptera; Nitidulidae
Gene: tous
Product: cilia- and flagella-associated protein 57
Exons: 13
Coding region: 25-3711 (1228 amino acids)
Molecular function (GO): protein binding
Source: RefSeq, a predicted model, not a curated record
ACGUUUUUACAACAUUUUUAAAACAUGGAUCAGAAUUUGCCGACUCUUCAGCCCCGUCUCAUACUAGGCUUCAACCAGAACGUAUCCGGAAGCGCACAGUUUGUGACUGACGAAGACAUACUCUAUCCCGUUGGUGCAGUUGUGGCGAUGCAUAAUAUCAAUGAAAAAAAGCAGAAGUACAUUCGACUCUCGGACAGAGGCAAAAACCUCACGCACAUCUGCGUGAGUCCCAACAAGAGGUUUAUCGCUUUGGCGGAGGCGCCGCAGGGGAAGCUACCUUAUAUAACGCUCUGGGACCCGUUAAUUUUGAAGCGGAAACGCAGUAUUCAACUACCAACAGACAAAGAAAUAACCACUACUUCGUUUGUGGCGAUCACCUUCACUUUCGACUCAAAGUUAAUCAUUGGCGUAACGGGCGAUCCGGACUGGCAAAUGUAUUGUUUCAAAACGGAAACUGGGAAACUUUACUCUAGCGCAAGAGCCAACAACUUGAACGGCACCGGAAUCGUUUACCAAAUCGCCUGCAAUCCAAACGAUGUCAAUUUGUGCUGCAUUAUCGGUGACUCGUUGUUGAGAAUUAUGGCUUUUGAAAACAACUGGAAACAAAUCGGAUGGAACAAGGCGGAUAUUACGGUUUUUACAAGUUGUUGCUGGUUGUCCCAAGAUAGAUUGCUGGCUGGAACUAGCAGUGGAAGGAUUUACGUCUUUGAACAUGCUGAACUGAAGACGAUUUUCCUUCCUACUGACGAGUACAGCAUUGACAUGAAAGCAAUUGAAGAAGCGCAGGGUUCUCAAACGAGUUUGGCAAUCCCGAACUUCGCAGAAAUUCAAGAAUCGGAAAACUACGAGAUCAGGGAGUUGUUGAAUCUAUCGAAAGGUUUCGCCUUCGGAUUUAACAGCGGAAAGGUUUACUUCUUCGAAAAGGAAACGCCGACCAAAUUUAAAAGGAGGAACGUUUACUCUGUACCAGAUUAUACUAUUAAAAGGGAUACAGAUGAAAAUGUACAGUGGUCUCAAAAAAAUUUGAUAAGUUGCAUUUCCACCAAUCCUUCUCAGGAUCGACUUAUGGUAGUAACGGACCAACAACAAAUCUACAGCGUAAAACUUUGGCAACAAGAUCCAACAGAAACAAUGCAGGAAUACGGAUAUCUCCUGCACAACGGACCCAUUGGUGGUAUAUCGGUUUGCAGAUGGAAGUCGAUCGUUUUAACGUCCGGUGCAACCGACAGAACACUCAGACUAUGGAACUACGAAACCGAAGAGAUGGAACUGAUGCAGCGCUUCGAAGACGACAUUUUUUCCGUGUCGUUGCAUCCAACAGGAUUGUACGCUUGCGUCGGCUUUUCGGACCGUCUUCGCUACUUUAAUAUCAUGAUAGACGAUUUCAUGUUAGUGAAGGAAUUUUCAGUCAGGUUUUGUAGAUUGGUAAGGUUCAGCAAAAUGGGUCAUUUGUUCGCAGCGGCAAACGCCAACGUCAUCCAAAUUUUUUCGAGCAUCUUUUUCACUUGCCUUUACGCGUUGAAAGGUCACAUCGGAAGGAUUCAAGACGUAUCUUGGGCGGUGGACGAUCACAUAUUGGCCACGUGCGGUAACGAAGGUUCUGCAUAUGAAUGGGACGUGCAGAAGGCCCUCAGGGUCAACGAAUACAUCAUUAAAUCUAAUCCCUGGACUGGGAUCGCGAUGACUGCCAAUGGAAAGUCUGCUUAUGCAGUUGGUCACGAUGGUAGACUGAGGGAGUUAAGUAUGUCCAACAUUCAACGUGAAGUUAUUCUAUGUCAUGGGAAAAUUGACGCCGUUGUACUGUCGCAGUUAGAAAUGAUGCUUUUUACCUCUGCUGGCGGCGUGAUUCAUUCAGUCAAAAUUCCAUUAUUGGACAAAGCUGAAACUUUGGAAUAUGUGAUGCAUCAAGAAUUAAUACCACACAUGGCCAUUUCGUUCGAUGACCGUUUCUUGAUCACAGCUUCCUUAGACGGCAGCCUUUGUUUUUGGAAGAUAAACAGUCCUGAGGGAAAAUCUAUUAAGAUGGACCAAGACUUUAAAGUCUCCAAGGAAAUUCUUAUCUCCAAACACAUUCUAGAAGAGAAACUAACGAAAAUAAAGGAACUGGGACUUAGAUUAAAGGAGCUGGAGACUGAACAUGCUUAUCAGAUGAGACAGAGCGACGCGAUUCAUGCUAUGAAACUCAGGGACGUCCAUACAGCUUAUUGUGGUGCCAUAGAAGAUCUCAAGGAGAAAAACGACAAAAUGGAGUCAGGCCACACAAAAGUCCUAAACAAAAUCCACGAAGAAAUUGCGGUGAUGGAAGUAAAGCACGAGCAGUUCGUCAAACAACUAGAGGCGAGCUACAAUGAGAAAUUGAUUGCGGAGUAUGAUAAGUACGUGGCACUCGAAGAACGACUCAAUAGAAUACGAAAUGACUACAAGAAAGAACUGGACGAUUUGGCACAGGCCAAAACAGAUUCGGAAAAUGCGAUCACUACAGAAUUUUUGCAGAAAAUCAAAGAUAUGAAGAUUCAAUAUGAGGAGCUACACGAACUAAAUGAGACUCAGGAGAAAGACCACGAGACGAUUAAACAACAAAUCGAGGAUGAUGCCGACAUGGAGAUUUACGAAUUGAAAACGAAACACAAUCAAGAAUUGAAGGAAGAACGAGAUUUGAACGUGAGAUUGAAAGGUGAAGCAUCUCAGGCUAAGAAAAAACUGCUGGCGUCACAAAAAGAAGUUGAAGACACAAGACACAGUUUGAUAGGUUUGGAAAACGAAUUGAAAAAGUUCAAAAACCAAGUAAUGAUCCUAGAACGCGACAUACAAGAUCUAAAAAAAGAAAUAGGCGAACGAGAUUCAACUAUCGAAGAAAAGGAAAAGAGAAUAUUCCAACUUAAGAGCAAAAAUCAAGAGCUGGAAAAGUUUAAAUUCAUCUUAGACUUUAAAAUAAAGGAGCUGAAGAGUCAGAUUGAGCCGAGAGAGCGGACGAUCAUGGAACAGAGCGAGCAAAUAAGUGAAAUGGUGGCGGAAUUAGAAAAAUUGCAAAAAGUUAUCCUGAAUUUGGAUUUGAGAAUUUCCGAUAUGAGGGAGAAACUAACGGCCACAACUAAUGAAUGUGCGAGAGAAGUGGCAAAGAAUAGGAAGAUGCAGGAUGCGUUAAAGAGAAUGCGAGUGGAUAUACACAAUUGCAGUGGUUUGAUACAGAAUAUUCCAUUGUUAAUUAAAACUGUUAAGGACAUGUAUCAUAAAUAUAAUCCAGAUGUUAACUUCACUGUAAGUCAAGCUGAGGAUACCGAAGUCAAAAAUGAGUUUAUGAGACAAAGAGAAUUUUUGGAGAGAACCGCAACGAAACUACAAAAACAGGCAAUUAAAAGUACAAGCAUUUUAAGUUCAGACAAAGUACGAUUGGUAGGCGAAAACGUCCAGUUGCUUCAUGAGGCAAACGAUUUACGCAAGAACUUGAAGAUAGAGCUGAAGACCAAUUACAAGAUGAAAUCAUUGUUGGGCUUAUCCAAAUAUUUGUUACCUUCUCAAGCUCAGAAGAAGAUGGAAAUGGCUACGGCUACUAGAGAAGAAAUUCACGACAAGUACAAACAGAAACUUGAGGAGAUGAACAUUUCAAUGAAUGUCCUGAAGGAGGAGAAGUCUCGAUUGUUAAAUAAGCUCACGUGUGAAGACACUAAAGUUAUUAUUGAAGAGAAACCUAUACAAGUUUAUAAAGAGUGAUUUAUUAAUUGUAUAUCUUAAUAAAUUUAUACAGUAUUAUUA